AAACUCAAGAACUUGCCGAAAAGAUGUACAAUGGCUGCCAUACUACAAAAAAGGUGAAAGAACAAACGGCAAGGAAGUAUAAUCAUCACAUCAAAAAAAAAGCAAAACAAGAGACAAACUGGAACAGCAAUAUCACCUUUGAUAAUUUCGACAGAACUAUCUCAACUGAUUGUAACACCAUGACUUGUAAUGAUUCCAAUGGCAUUACCUUUAACCAUUUGACAGCACCAUCUCCCAACGAUUCUGACACAAUUAUACCUAACGAUUCCAACAGCAUCACCUAUAAUGAAAGCGAACAUAACAACCAGGAUGAUGAUAAUUCCGAGGUAUUAUUAAAGUAUGAUUUGGAUGAAGUGCAUGAAAUUAUCGCCAAGAA
Ambispora gerdemannii is the source of this 376-nucleotide messenger RNA. The record is from the annotation of a GenBank genome assembly. Lineage: Eukaryota; Fungi; Glomeromycota; Glomeromycetes; Archaeosporales; Ambisporaceae.